UAAUAUUGGACUCGUUUGAAGUUGGUGCGGAACAAUUUUCCUUUACAUCUUGGUGAAGAGCUGCGGCAUAUUUCAGUCACAACAAACCAUGACUACUGUUAUGACCUCGAUUGAAGGCUAUGGUUUUCAACAGGGAAUUUCAACUCCUUUGCUGAAUUCUUUGGAGAACAUACCCGUUUCCACCACCUCAUUUUAUCUGCAGAAUUAUCAUAUAUCCUAUUCUACCUUUCAAUACACUCAGACAGGAGGAUAUUUCACAACCACAUCUUCUUAGGUCAACAAAGUACGUCGAUAUACCAAAUUUUAAAUUCAUCAUGAACUAAGAAAGCCACAGAUGUCUUUUGAACCUCAUGGACUUAUCAACACGUGGGCGUUGCAUGGUGCCUAUCUCGAAGCUAGCGAUCCCGAAAAACAAGAGUUUGCUACGGUUCCUUUGUGGCAGGAUAUCCUCAACGACUAUAUGGCGACUGAUGGUAUUGUUGUGAAUGGGCAACUGCAUCUGGCCAUGGAUGACACAACAAAAACUGUAGACAUCAUAGUUCGUUAUUAUGACACCGAAUUCCGCCCUAUCACUCUACUUAUGGUAGAAUGUAAGCGUUACAGCAGAACUCCUCGCUCUAUUCAGGAGAUGGAAGAACAACUUUAUGAUUUUGUAGGCGAUACUUUUUCACCAGAAGUAUUGGCACAUCGACCCAAAGUAUAUGGUGCAGUUGCAUGUGGAACAAAGAUUCGAGCUUGGACUGUUGUGUUGAACGGGGGCCAUAUUGAUCUCCGUCCUUAUUGGGGCAGCACUGAGUCUGCAGAUAUGGAGAGUUAUAAAGAUGCUGGAAAGGCUGGUGAUGCUACCGAAAUAUAUAACUUCUUUGCUGCGGCAAAGAGAGAGGCUCAAAAUGCAUUGACUGGCGCUUCAACAACAUCUGCUAUUCCACAAGCAUAAUAUACACCUGUUGCAACUUCCCCAGGUCAAGGGGGCUCACUCUGACUGGUGGCUCCGCUAGGCCCACACUGAUAGCUUCUUCUUCGGCUACCAAUACACAGUCCAGUACACCCGCGAGCCCGAUGAGAACAUGGUACUAUACGUACGCCACGAGAACCUACUCAUUGUAUUCCGAUUCAACUCUCGUUUCAGAUACCUCUAGCUCCCCAGAAAAUGAAUGGGUCUACUAUUGCGAUGGUGGUUGGCCUGGUGAAGGUUUAAAGAAAUGGCUUCUGUGGAAUGGAACAACUUCACAGUAUCAAUGAUUGAGGGUUACUUAGACCCUUCGUCUUUCAAAUUCUAUGUUUUCUUUGGUCUACAUACUACAAUAAGCUAUAAACUUCAACUUUCUUUCAACGAAGGGUUCAAAAUGCGAUGCUACGAGCAAGGGCAGGGGAAAUUGUUAACGUUCUCACCAAACCUUUCGAUAUUAUGAUGUUUUCUUCCUUCCCUCCUUUUUUUCUUUUGCUUUAACUUUAAUUUGUUUUUUUUUAGGAGGACCUUAAGCUCAAUUAUCAGGAUGAUAAUCGAAGAACCUUUAGAAAGGCUUCAUGAUGUAUGGUAGUAGUAAUUUCAUUUUUUUGGUUCAAGAUAUUUGUACAGUUAUUCAAAUGAGCCAUACGGAGAUUUCUUUUGUGUAUAAACAUUAACUAGGAAGUCAUAAGGGAUCUUUGUGAGUAAGAACUCCUCCCGUUCAUGUCGGAAGGUAUCUGCAAAUCGUAGUCUAUUAGCUAUCCUGAUAUAGCUGUUUUGCCUGCGAAGUGGACCACCAUCUCCUACCACUGGUGUACAAUUUAAUCUCAAACCAUCUCUCCGUCUACUAUUCUCCAUGCCUUCUAACCUAUUAUCUCCUUUAAUCUCCUUCUAUGAUAUCUUCUUUUCUUCUGCAACCCAAUCUAACAUGUCGAGGAGGAUGCUUCCGUCUAGGCCUUUGAUAGAGCGAGGGAGGCA
Messenger RNA from Sclerotinia trifoliorum, 1927 nucleotides. Lineage: Eukaryota; Fungi; Ascomycota; Leotiomycetes; Helotiales; Sclerotiniaceae. The record is from the annotation of a GenBank genome assembly.